GUGAUGAGAGUAUUAAAGCUAUGUAUCUUGUGUACGAGCUGCCUGACUUUUAGACCUAGCAUGUAGGAAGUUCUGAAGGUAGGACUCGUUACAUGGCCUCUUCUGGAAACACGUUUUGGUAUGAUCGACAUGAAACGUCUAUAUUGUCACAAGGCAAAGCAGAAACAUGUCGAGGUCCUGGCUGUACGAGGCUGGAGCAUGAUCCUCAGGUAUUUCAAGAUUACUCGAGAAGGAUAUAGGUGUCAGUUGGUUUUGAAAAUGUGUAUAACAUCAUUAAUCUUGAUAUCGUCUAUGUGUAUCUAUACAUGUGGGGGGCAGCAUCAGGUGCAUAGCGAGCUAUCGUAGCAGGGUCUCCGAGACACGUAUCUGCAGCAUUGCUUGGUUCCUUAUCCUCGCCACUCGAGAUUCGUCUGGGACUGCAUAUGCUUCUCCGUCCAUUCGUGUGUCA
Messenger RNA from Aureobasidium subglaciale EXF-2481, 448 nucleotides. RefSeq lists its product as uncharacterized. The record is from RefSeq and is a predicted model, not a curated record. Bases 121 to 345 code for a protein of 74 amino acids. The transcript has a single exon. Lineage: Eukaryota; Fungi; Ascomycota; Dothideomycetes; Dothideales; Saccotheciaceae.